GGCGCACAAGACGCGUAAAUAAGAAGUCGACGGCUGGCAGGCAGCCUUGGGGCCUGACGGGAUUGUGGCGGUCCUCUCUCCCAACUGGGAAGCUGCGGCUACCUCCAGACGCUUUCAAGAUGGCGACCUCUCUGGGUUCCAACACAUACAACAGGCAGAACUGGGAGGAUGCGGACUUCCCUAUUCUGUGCCAGACGUGUCUUGGAGAAAACCCAUAUAUCAGAAUGACCAAAGAAAAGUACGGGAAGGAAUGCAAAAUCUGUGCCAGGCCAUUCACAGUGUUUCGCUGGUGCCCCGGGGUCCGCAUGCGUUUCAAGAAGACUGAAGUUUGCCAGACCUGCAGUAAAUUGAAGAAUGUCUGUCAGACCUGCCUCUUGGACCUAGAGUAUGGCUUGCCCAUCCAGGUUCGUGACGCAGGAUUGUCUUUUAAGGAUGACAUGCCAAAGUCCGAUGUCAACAAAGAAUACUACACACAGAAUAUGGAGCGAGAAAUUUCUAACUCUGAUGGAACACGGCCAGUUGGCAUGUUGGGGAAGGCCACAUCCACCAGUGACAUGCUGCUCAAACUGGCCCGGACCACACCCUACUACAAAAGAAAUCGACCCCACAUUUGCUCCUUCUGGGUGAAAGGAGAAUGUAAGAGAGGAGAGGAGUGUCCAUACAGACAUGAGAAGCCAACAGAUCCGGAUGACCCCCUUGCUGAUCAGAACAUUAAAGACCGAUAUUAUGGAAUCAAUGACCCUGUGGCAGAUAAACUUUUAAAGCGGGCAUCAACAAUGCCUCGUCUGGACCCACCAGAGGACAAGACUAUCACCACACUGUAUGUUGGUGGUCUGGGCGAUACCAUUACUGAGACAGAUCUAAGAAAUCACUUCUACCAGUUUGGAGAGAUCCGGACAAUCACUGUUGUGCAGAGACAGCAGUGUGCUUUCAUCCAGUUUGCCACAAGGCAGGCUGCAGAAGUGGCUGCUGAGAAGUCCUUUAACAAGUUGAUCGUCAAUGGCCGCAGGCUCAACGUGAAAUGGGGAAGGUCCCAAGCAGCCAGAGGAAAAGAAAAGGAGAAGGACGGAACCACAGACUCUGGAAUCAAGCUAGAGCCCGUUCCAGGGCUACCAGGAGCUCUUCCUCCUCCUCCUGCCGCAGAAGAAGAGGCCUCAGCCAACUACUUCAACCUACCCCCCAGCGGUCCUCCAGCCGUGGUGAACAUCGCCCUGCCACCCCCGCCUGGUAUUGCCCCGCCCCCACCCCCAGGUUUUGGGCCACACAUGUUCCACCCAAUGGGACCACCCCCUCCUUUCAUGAGGGCUCCAGGACCAAUCCACUAUCCUUCUCAGGACCCUCAGAGGAUGGGAGCUCAUGCCGGGAAACACAGCAGCCCCUAGCACAUUAUCACCACUCUGGGGCUCUACGGAAGAGAGGGCGCUUAAAAAUCCCAGUAAAUGAAUCUUGGAAUAAAUAUAUUUUUCCUUCCUCUGUAGUUUCCAUGAUAGCGGAAUGUAUUCAGAUGUGGGCAUUGGAGAACAACAGCCAUGCUUUCCUACAUGUGCUCAAAGGAUUGAUGGACCUGAAAUAAGCUGCCAUUAACACAUCUGGUUACUACUAUAACAUUACUAAUAAAGCUUAAUGCCUCUUCCCCUUACCUGUAUGGGGAACAAGCAACUGGGUGAAUCGGAAUGUCCAGCGGAGUUACCAUCCCAAUUAAAUGUUCAUUUUGUAUCUUUUCUGGGGGGAAAAAGUUGACCUGCAGUAACAAAACAACUUUGACCAUUUUUAUGUCCAUUGGAUAUUUUCCUUUUUAUCAUCUAAAAAAAGAUUACUAGUACUAAUCAUUGUAGUGGCAAGAGUGUGAUUUAACGCUUCUAAAGUCACACUCUUAGAAAGACAAGUAGAAACCAGCACCCAGCACAGCCCAGGUUUUUCUCAUCUCUCCUUUCCUCAUUUAUUACUAAAGGAAUCUGGCUGAUAGUUUUACUUCUUUAUGCUACCGAUAAAAGACAAAGAUAAAAAUUACUUUUUAUUCCUGUCAAUCAGAUGGAAACACAAAUGUCAUGGGGCUGUGUAUCAUUGAAGAAACCUGGUGUCUAGGAUGAAAUUAUUUUAAAGAACUUCCAGUAAAACACUUGAACAAACUGUGAAAGAAAAAGAAUUAGAGUGUGUUUGAAUGGAAGACUUGUGACCUAUAGCUGGAACUUUGAUCUUCAGCAUUCACUUUUGUGUGACUUCAGUGUCUCAUUUUAAUUCCCUGCUUCUGGGCAGGGGACUCUGGUCUUAGAAUAUUUGGAUAUAACUGAAUUGUAGAUGGAAAAAAAAAAUUGAUGUUGUGUUGUGGUUUUGUUUUUAAAAAAUUAAAACGGGUCAAUUUUC
Molecule: messenger RNA, 2364 nt
Organism: Kogia breviceps (pygmy sperm whale)
Lineage: Eukaryota; Metazoa; Chordata; Mammalia; Artiodactyla; Physeteridae
Gene: RBM22
Product: RNA binding motif protein 22
Cellular component (GO): U2-type catalytic step 1 spliceosome; Prp19 complex; U2-type catalytic step 2 spliceosome
Molecular function (GO): pre-mRNA binding; U6 snRNA binding; metal ion binding
Source: RefSeq, a predicted model, not a curated record